Erpetoichthys calabaricus (reedfish) is the source of this 2167-nucleotide messenger RNA. RefSeq names its product translin-associated factor X interacting protein 1 (gene tsnaxip1). The transcript is spliced from 16 exons. The record is from RefSeq and is a predicted model, not a curated record. Bases 214 to 2130 code for a protein of 638 amino acids. Gene Ontology annotation, cellular component: cytoplasm. Lineage: Eukaryota; Metazoa; Chordata; Cladistia; Polypteriformes; Polypteridae.
CAGGAUUAAAGCUCGAUUCCUGCAGUUUGUCGUCGGCAGAAAUACCGAAAUUUGCCUACAAAUCGCGCCACCUCUUGUAGAGAAGGAGGAUCUUCAAAUUCUGGGAGUAGCCUAAAUGCUCAGCAGCAGACCAAUGACCCAAAACACCAUGUAUUGCUAAGAGGUGGCCGUACUGAAUCAGCUACUGGAUAUUUGUCCACAUGGCCAGCACACAUGAAUUCACAGAUUGCACUACAAGUGCAGAAGACCCAGCCCACGAAUGACAGCAGAUUACAUGGCUCCAGGUAUGAUCAGUCCAGCAAUGUGCCCAAGCCCCGGUUUCUGGAACAACUGGAAGCAUACCUGAGGAAAGAACUUCAUGCCAUUGACAUGAGCAUGCCCAAUUCCCAGGAGCUGAAACUGCAGGCAUAUCAGGAAGUAUUUGAGUAUUUCAUUGAAGACUUCAAGACAUACAAGCCCCUGUUAUCAGCAAUCAAGAAUGAAUAUGAAGUCACCUUGGCCCAAUUGAGAGAGCGAAUCCGUAUGCUGGAACCUUUAAGAGCAAUGCUGGUCACCCUUUCAGAACAAUGUGAUCAAAAAAUAUUGGCAUUAAGGGAGGAAGAGAGGGGUGAGAUGAAUGCCUUGAAGCAGGAGAAAUGCCAGCUGUUGAAAUGCAUUGAACAAAUGAAGGAAGAUAAACAAGCUCUUCAGACCCAAGUGGCUAAGCUACAGGAUGAUCUUGCUGCUCAGUAUCUACUGUACCGAGAAGAAUGUGAUGCCCGCAAGCUGUUAAUCAUGGAGAUUAGUGACUUAAAGCACAUGCAAGAGGAAGUAAAACACUCUCACAGAGAAGAGGAAACUAUGGAGGAUGCAGUCAAGUUGAAGUUAGCUCUGAAAGUCGCCCGGGAGGAUUUGACUCGAUUGCAGGUGGAGCUGAACCAGAUGCGGGCAGAUUAUGGUGAGGUGGUUCCACGCCGGGAUUUCGAAGCACUUGAGAGAGACUACAACAUGGCAAUAAAGAAGACUGAAACUGCAGAGAAAGAUUUUAUGCUAACCAAGCAGGAGCUUGACACAUUACUGGCUGUUCAUAAGCAAGUUCUGCAUGAAAAAGAUCAGUUUAAAGCUGAGCUUGAGCGACUUCAAGGCACUUUAACCCCAAGACCAAACUGGAGCAAAUGCGCAAAUGUCAUUCCUGGCGGUGUCAAACACUGGAGUUCGAUUUCAGAAGGUAGGACAAGUGACCAGUUACUGGACGUGCUGUUGGGCGAGAUUGAAGGAAGGAAAGGCAAAGAGGAGGACUUAUUCAUUGGACUGGGAACAGAAGAGACGGUGCCUGUGUUUUUACGCUUUGAUGGCCAGAUAAGAAAUCUGAAACUGAAGAAACAGGACUUGAUCCAAGUAAUAAAGGAAGUCUGGGAAGAGAAGGUGUCCUCCGACCUCCAGAAGGGCCAAAGGUCUCAGCUUGGGGAUUUUCUCCUAGAAUACCUGCAGCAGCACCAUGCAGACGCAGUAGCUGAAUGGGCCUACAGCAUCUAUGAGAGCUGCCAGAUGUAUAAAGAUGAGGAAUUUAUCAAUCUUUUCUUUAACGUGUUAACCAGGAAGGUUGACGAAAGUGUCUAUCAUGGCCAGAUUCAUCUGCUUACACAUCUGUUGAGGGAAAUGACCAAAAGUGACACUUCAGAGUCUGGUUUUCUUACCCAACAAGAGUUCAGUUUUGUAUUACACAGAGCUUUUCCACUGAAGGAUGAAGAGCGGAUUGAAGAAUUAAUACAAGCUGCACAUUCACAACUUGGAGCUGCAGAAGGCAACAUCAACUACAAACUUUUGUUUUCCCAGGGAGAAGAAGGAAAGCCUGGUCCAUUUCUGAAACUUGUUAGGACUCAAGCCACAGAUGAAAAGCACCAGUUCAUUUCUGAGUUACAGAAGGAGCUGGGAACUUCCACAACUGUGACCGUUUCUGAUUUGAGAAGAGCCUUUAAAUCUGUUGAUCCCUCAGCAGAAGAGCAAAUAGUGGAAGGCUACAUUUCCAUGGCUUUCCAGACAGAACCUGAAAACCUGGAUAAAGCUGGCCCAUUAGAUAUCAGCCUAACCAUAUCAAGACUGUCAGUGGCCGACGUGAAAAGAACAGCCCCUCCGGCCAAACAAGACUAACACUGUAGCAGAGCUGCAGAGGAGUUGUGGAGGGCAC